CACAUCGUAUACCUGUCGCUAAAGUAAAGUACGUACGUGACCGGUGGCCAGCCAAAUUGACCACGCACACACCUGUCUGUGCCUGCGACUGCGAAGAAGCAAAAUGGCAGCCUACGAGAAGCAGCAGCGGCCGGAGACGCCGCUGAACGCCGCGUACUACGGCCAGCCGAUCCCUCCGCCGCAGCCGCCCGCGUACUACCCGCCACCGCCGCCGCCGCCACCCGUCCCACGCCGCGGCGGCCGCUCACGCUGCCUGCUCGGCUCCGUCGUGGCCCUCGUCGUCGCGCUCGGCGUCGCCACCCUGGUGCUCUGGCUCAUCUUCCGCCCGGACAACCUCAGGGCCUACGCCGACUCCGCCGCGCUCUCCCGCUUCGACCUCGGCAGCGGCGGGGACCUCCUCCAGUACAACCUCACCGUGGACAUCCGCGUGCGCAACCCCAACCGCUUCGGGAUCCGCUACGACUACGCCGAGGCGCAGGCGUUCUACGACGGCGACCGCUUCGGGUUCGACCCGCUGCAGCCCUUCUACCUGGGCCGCAGGAGCGACGCCCGGGUCACGGCCACGUUCAGCGGCUCGGCGGCGAUGGACGACGGCGGCGACGCGCUGCGCACGUACCGGAGGGAGAGCGGGGAGGGCUUCUACUACGUCACGGUGAAGGUGUACUCGGACCUUAGCUUCAGGGUUAGGGUCGUCCGCCGCCAUGACUUCAAGAGCAAGAUCACCUGCGUGCUGCGGCUGCCCGUGCCCGCUGCCGGCGGCAACGCCAACUCCACCACGGCGAUGACGACGCUCGGGACGAGGUGCGACGUGGACUUCUGAUCAUCCUUGCCGCCGACUGUGCAAAGGGCGCUCUGUGCAUGCAUCCUUUCGCAGUUUGUAUUAUUUGGCCGGCCGGGCCGGGCCGGGGAUAACGUUAUGGACAAUGUCUAUAAUUGUUUGAACGGUACACUGUGAAUGCUCAUUAUUUCCUUCUUUCAUAUGCAUGCAUAUAAUUGAAUAAAGUGUUUGGUUUUUAGAGAUUAAUUUUUAAUCCCUGCAUUUAGUUA
Messenger RNA from Zea mays, 1047 nucleotides. RefSeq names its product NDR1/HIN1-like protein 10. The transcript has a single exon. Gene Ontology annotation, cellular component: plasma membrane. The record is from RefSeq and is a predicted model, not a curated record. Gene Ontology annotation, biological process: defense response to other organism. Bases 104 to 820 code for a protein of 238 amino acids. Lineage: Eukaryota; Viridiplantae; Streptophyta; Magnoliopsida; Poales; Poaceae.